Exophiala xenobiotica is the source of this 2127-nucleotide messenger RNA. RefSeq lists its product as hypothetical. Gene Ontology annotation, biological process: transmembrane transport. Gene Ontology annotation, molecular function: transmembrane transporter activity. The record is from RefSeq and is a predicted model, not a curated record. The coding region runs from base 49 to 1578 and encodes 509 amino acids. The transcript is spliced from 5 exons. NCBI's taxonomy places the organism in Eukaryota, Fungi, Ascomycota, Eurotiomycetes, Chaetothyriales, Herpotrichiellaceae.
GAAUAAUUCAACAACAGGCCCGGAUAUGGCUGCCCGCGCCGGCAACGCAUGACGUCGGCGAUAUCGGAGUCUCUCCCCCAGACAGAUAAAUCCACUACCUUCGCCUCCACAGUUUCAUUUCCUGGAAAAGACGAUGAGGGCGAAACUUGUAUAUACCACGGAUUCAGCAUGUCCGAUAUUCAUGCAAAAGAUCACGCAGAGACGCCCAACCAGAGACUGUCGCCGACAGACACCACUUCUUCAGGCGGACUCUCGCGCGACCUUUCUCGCCAAACCACAAAUCCGGAGUACGGUGACCUCGUUCCAGACCCGGGACAAGAUGGGCAAAGCGAAAAGACUAGGAGAGACACGAGCGCUUCACGGUCGCGCACUUCGGGUCGUGACUUGACCUUGACUCGGACUGUAACUCGACGUGAGACUGUCUUGUCUAGGAUACGAACACGGCCACCAAUUGGAAUCUUCUCUCACCCAUUAGAGCACCAGAAAACCACAGUUGAAGAUCUCGUAGAUUUCGAUGGUUUGGAUGAUCCGUACAGGCCACUCAACUGGGCGAUGAAGAAGAAGGUGAUUACCACGGCCCUUUAUGGAUUUACAACCAUGACUGCAACUUGGGCUUCUUCUGCCUACAGCCCCGGCACAAGGCAAGUGGCAGAGCAAUUCGGUGUGGGCAUGCAGACUGCCACGUUGGGAACGACACUGUUCCUGUUCGCCUUCGGUAUUGGCCCGCUGCUCUGGGCACCUCUGUCCGAAGUGUAUGGUCGAAAGAAUGCUGUGCUGCCGCCUAUGUUUGUCGCCGCUUGUUUCUCGUUUGGUACUGCGGCAGCCAAGGACAUCCAAACCAUCAUGAUCACCAGGUUCUUUGCCGGAUUCUUUGCAUCUGCUCCCGUGACGAACACGGGCGGCGUCUUGAGCGACCUCUUUCCCUCAUCUCAAAGAGGCAUUGCCAUUGCUUCGUACGCUAUGGCUGUAGUCAUAGGACCUGUCUUCGGACCAAUUGUCGGUGCAGCCUUGGUCGUCCAACCAAGUCUGCGCUGGCGGUGGACGGAGUAUUUGACGGGUAUCAUUCAACUAUUCGUCUUACUCCUGGACAUCAUAUUUCUUGACGAGUCUUAUCCUCCCCGCCUGCUGGUCUACAAGGCUCGUCGGUUGCGCCAUCAGAGUGGAAAUUGGGCUUUACAUGCCAAGUUUGAGGAAUGGGACGUGUCAAUCAAAGAGCUGGCGAGCAAGUUCUUAAUCCGACCCUUUCAGCUCUUGCUGACACCUAUCUGCGCGCUGGUGGCUUUGUAUGCAAGUUUCUGCUACGGUAUCUUGUACAUGCAGCUUGGCGCCAUCCCAAUCAUCUUUGCAGAGCACCGGCAUUGGAAGGAGUUCCCUUCAUUAUUGCCUUUCUUAGCGAUACUCCUGGGCGCGGUCUCUGGUGCAGCCAUCAAUGUCUACAAUCAGAUCAUUUACAACCGGAAGUCCGGUGGGAAGGUGGCCCCUGAAUUGCGCCUCCCACCGAUGAUGUUUGGGUCAUUUUUGUUCAGCUCUGGUGAGUUCCGUACUGGCUUCAUGGCUAGACUCAGAUUGCUGAUAUAGGCUAGGUAUGUUUCUUACGGGCUGGACGGCAGAUCCCAAGUUUCAUUGGAUCGCCCCAGUCAUAGGCCUCUACAUGACCGGUCUUGGAUUCUUCACAAUCUUCCAAGCAGCACUCAACUACCUCGUCGACACUUUUCAGCGAUAUGCUGCGAGCGCGGUGGCCGCCAAUAGUAAGUCAAGCCAUUCCAAGUGUGCGACCGGUCGUACUAAGCAAGCUCCCAGCCUUUUUGAGAUCAUGUUUUGCCGCAGCAUUUCCUCUUAUUGUGACCCCAUUGUACGAUCAUGUUGGCAUACCGUGGGGGACGAGCAUAUUCGCCUUCUUCGCAGUGGCAUUAAUUCCGGUGCCAUUUUUCUUCUUCACAUUUGGCAAGAGGAUCAGGCAGAGUAGCAAAUGGAGCAGGUUCUAGACUGUUUUCACUGGGCAAAGAAUUAGAAGUCCAAAUCGAGACGAACAUGUUUCUGUUUCCAAAUCAACAGGUACUUUAAUUCCACCUUCUUGUGACGUUCUAUCGAAGCCAGAAGCGAAAAUACGAAGAUUCAUCAUGAUUG